Molecule: messenger RNA, 823 nt
Organism: Marmota monax (woodchuck)
Lineage: Eukaryota; Metazoa; Chordata; Mammalia; Rodentia; Sciuridae
Product: ras-related protein Ral-A-like
Exons: 1
Coding region: 254-808 (184 amino acids)
Biological process (GO): Ras protein signal transduction; regulation of exocytosis
Cellular component (GO): plasma membrane
Molecular function (GO): GTPase activity; GDP binding; GTP binding
Source: RefSeq, a predicted model, not a curated record
GCCAGGAGGAGGGUGGAUCUCCCCAGAGCGGAGUGCCGGAGUCCUCCUCCUCCACCAGCCGCCCGGGCUCUGCCGCCGCUCGUCAGACUCUUCCUUCUGCCGCUCCCGGCGUGGAGCUUCCCAGACAACAAGGGCCGAGUACCCUCCAGCCAGAGAGGCUAGCGCACCCGCGGCUUCGGGAACCGGCGGGGCGGCGGACCGGCUCGCUGUGCAGAUCCUUCUUAAUCCUCCAGUGAAAACUCGACAACAUACAAUGGCUGCAAAUAAGCCCAAAGGUCAGAAUUCUUUGGCCUUACACAAAGUCAUCAUGGUGGGAAGUGGUGGUGUGGGCAAGUCUGCUUUGACUCUUCAGUUCAUGUAUGAUGAGUUUGUGGAGGACUAUGAACCUACCAAAGCAGACAGCUAUAGGAAGAAGGUGGUGCUGGAUGGGGAGGAAGUACAGAUUGAUAUCUUAGACACAGCUGGACAGGAGGACUAUGCCGCAAUUAGAGACAACUACUUCCGGAGUGGGGAGGGGUUUCUCUGUGUCUUCUCUAUUACAGAAAUGGAAUCUUUUGCAGCCACAGCCGACUUCAGGGAGCAGAUUUUAAGAGUAAAAGAAGAUGAGAAUGUUCCAUUUCUACUGGUGGGUAACAAAUCAGAUUUAGAAGAUAAAAGGCAGGUUUCUGUAGAAGAGGCAAAAAACAGAGCCGACCAGUGGAAUGUCAACUAUGUGGAAACAUCUGCUAAAACACGAGCUAAUGUUGACAAGGUGUUUUUUGAUUUAAUGAGGGAAAUUCGAGCCAGAAAGAUGGGAGAUGACUUUUAGGACAAGAGUCUUCCA